Mastomys coucha (southern multimammate mouse) is the source of this 5347-nucleotide messenger RNA. It is a transcript of the gene Hfm1, whose product is annotated as helicase for meiosis 1. Bases 608 to 4840 code for a protein of 1410 amino acids. The record is from RefSeq and is a predicted model, not a curated record. Lineage: Eukaryota; Metazoa; Chordata; Mammalia; Rodentia; Muridae. The transcript is spliced from 38 exons. Gene Ontology annotation, molecular function: ATP binding; nucleic acid binding.
AUGUGAUUAGUCUUAGUUUAAACCCUGUGCACUGAAUCCCUAAUGAGCUUUAUUCCUUGGUAACACUUCAUGUACCUUUUCUCAGGUCAUGACUUAGGGACUCCAGUAGGAGAGGGCCUUUGGGAACUGUGUGUGGGUUCCUCAGAAGUUGGUCCUAUGCCUACAAGGAGGAUUAUGGACUGAAUCUUAUGACUCAUUCAGCAUAGACUCCUGAAGGCCUUUGAUAUUAUCUUUACUUUCAAAUGUUCUGCUUAUUGUUAGGCAGCUUGUCAAACACAGUCAAUGUGCCAUAGUUUUUUAUUGGAAAAUAUGAGCAUAGUAGGUACAUGCUAGGUUAUAAGAGGUAGAAAAGUAAAGACUGUCACUUCUGAAAGCUUAGCCUCCUAAAUUUAAAGAUGAGGAAGAGAAGGAAGAAGAAAAAGAAGAGGAAGAAGAAGAGGAGAUAGAGGCAGUGACCGUAGCAACAACCAACACUGGGACUAGCUUUCCAGUUAAGGAAAAACCCCUGGAUUGGUUUCUCCCUCCAGCUCCACUGAUUUCAGAUAUUCCAGAUAUUCAAGAGUUAGAGGAAGAAAUUGAAAGUUAUAAGCUAUUAGGAGAAGGAAAGAUGCCAAGAAUGUUAACCUCAAACUUGAAGAUCAUUAAUGAAGACACAAACUGUAUUUCACCAACACAAAAAUUCUGUUUUCCCUGUAAUGUUCAUGAACAGGAUUAUCUAAAUUUAGGAGGAUCAAGUAACAAUGACAUGUCACAUGGAGCUGGGAAGCUGAUGUAUGGUUCUUCUCAGAAAUACAAAAAUCACAUGGACCCUGAGAGUCCAUCUGCAAAGAGUAAUCCUGGUGAUACAAAAUUACAUAAUGCUGCAGAAGACAGAGAAGGUGCAUCAGCACUCAAAAAAAGAUUAUCUAGAACAUGUGACAAUGUACAUGAAUGGGACUAUGCUAGUGGAAGUUUAAACCUGAAUUCUCAUAUUAGCCCAGUGAAACUUACCCAAACAAAAAUAAGCGAAGAGGAAUCAUGGAAGUGUAGCAAUAGUAAGCAGAAACUUCAGUAUUCUACAAACAAACUCAAACCAAAGGAUGCUUUUUCUGCUUCUGGAACUGGAAAAGACAUAGUCAAAGCACCGUCGUUUCCUGCUGCAUCUCAGCCUCAUGAUAUUCAAGGCAUAACCCCAAAUGGCUUAGGUUCUUUGAAGGCUGUCACAGAAAUCCCGGCAAAAUUUAGAAGUAUAUUCAAAGAAUUCCCUUACUUCAACUAUAUACAAUCUAAAGCCUUUGAUGAUCUUCUUUACACAGAUAGGAAUUUUGUGAUUUGUGCCCCUACUGGUUCUGGAAAAACUGUAGUGUUUGAGCUAGCAAUAACAAGAUUGUUAAUGGAAGUACCAUUGCCAUGGCUGAACAUGAAAAUUGUUUACAUGGCACCAAUAAAAGCCCUUUGUAGUCAGCGGUUUGAUGACUGGAAAGAAAAAUUUGGACCAAUAGGCUUGAAUUGUAAAGAACUUACUGGUGAUACAGUAAUGGAUGACCUGUUUGAGAUUCAGCAUGCAAAUAUAAUUAUGACAACUCCAGAGAAGUGGGACAGUAUGACUAGGAAGUGGAGAGACAACUCUUUCAUCCAACUGGUUCGACUGUUUCUCAUUGAUGAGGUGCAUGUUAUUAAAGAUGAAAACCGUGGUCCGACUCUUGAGGCUGUAGUUAGCAGAAUGAAGACUGUGCAGUCUUUAUCUAGGGCCUUAGACAGUGCCAGCCCUGCUCCAGUGAGAUUCGUAGCUGUGUCUGCAACAAUCCCCAAUGCUGAGGACAUCGCAGAAUGGCUUUCAGAUGGUGAGAGACCUGCUGUAUGUCUGAAAAUGGAUGAGAGCCAUAGACCUGUGAAACUUCAGAAAGUGGUCCUGGGUUUUCCCUGUAGUAGUAACCAAACUGAAUUUAAGUUUGAUUUGGCCCUCAACUAUAAAGUGUACAGUGUUAUACGAACAUACUCCAAUCAGAAGCCCACACUUGUGUUUUGUGCAACAAGGAAAGGAGUGCAGCAGGCUGCUUCUGUUCUUGUGAAGGAUGCUAAGUUUAUCAUCACCAUGGAACAGAAACUACGGUUGCAGAAGUCUGCAUAUUCUAUAAGGGAUUCAAAGCUAAAAGAUACCUUGGUAUAUGGCGUUGGUUACCAUCAUGCUGGGCUGGAGCUGUCAGAUAGAAAGCUGGUUGAAGGGUUGUUUACCUCUGGAGAUCUACCAGUUCUUUUUACUACCAGUACUCUAGCUAUGGGAGUGAACUUGCCAGCUCACCUGGUCGUUGUAAAGUCUACCAUGCACUACACUGGAGGUGUGUUUGAAGAGUACAGCGAGACCGACAUCCUGCAGAUGAUUGGGAGAGCUGGCAGACCCCAGUUUGACACCACAGCUACUGUAGUUAUUAUGACUCGAUUAAGUACUAAAGAGAAGUACGUUCAGAUGCUAGCUUGUAAUGACACUGUGGAAAGCAGUUUGCACAGACAUCUUAUUGAACAUUUAAAUGCAGAAAUAGUGCUGCACACCAUCACAGACGUGAACGUUGCUCUGGACUGGAUCCGAUCAACACUGCUGUAUAUCAGAGCUCUGAAAAACCCAUCUCACUAUGGUUUUGUAUCUGGAUUGAACAGAGAUGGAAUUGAAGCAAAAUUACAAGAAUUAUGUUUGAAGAAUCUGAAAGAUUUAUCAUCUCUAGACCUGAUAAAGAUGGAUGAAGAUGUUAAUUUCAAACCAACAGAGGCAGGAAGACUAAUGGCUUGGUAUUAUAUUACAUUUGAGACAGUCAAGAAAUUUUGUGCAAUCAGUGGAAAAGAAACUUUAUCAGAUUUAAUUUCAAUGAUAUCCAGCUGCAAUGAGUUUCUAGAUGUUCAGCUGAGGAUAAGUGAAAAGAGAACAUUAAAUACCUUAAACAAAGACCCAAACCGGAUAACUAUCAGAUUUCCAAUGGCAGGGAGAAUUAAAACAAGAGAAAUGAAAGUAAACUGUCUUAUCCAGGCUCAGCUAGGAUGCAUUCCUAUACAAGAUUUUUCUUUGACACAAGAUACCUCGAAGAUUUUCAGAAGUGGCUCACGAAUUGCAAGAUGGUUGUCAGAUUUUGUGGCUGCUCAAGAAAAGAAGUUUGCUGUGCUUUUAAACAGUGUGAUUUUAGCUAAAUGUUUUAAGUGUAAACUCUGGGAAAACUCUGAACAUGUAUCUAAACAGCUGGAUAAAAUUGGCAUAUCAUUGUCAAAUACCAUGGUAAAUGCAGGCUUGACUUCUUUUAAAAAAAUAGAAGAAGCAAAUGCAAGAGAACUUGAGCUGAUUUUAAAUAGACACCCGCCAUUCGGGACGCAGAUAAAAGAAGCUGUGGCAUAUCUGCCUAAGUAUGAGCUUGAGGUAGAGCAGAUUGCAAGAUACAGUGAUACCAAGGCAGAAAUACUGGUUACCAUUAUAUUAAGAAACUUUGAGCAGCUGCAAACUAAAAGAACAGCACCAGACUUUCACUAUGCCUCCUUAAUCAUAGGUGAUGCAGAUAACCACAUCGUUUUUAAGCACAAAAUUAUGGAUUCUGUCUUGUUAAAAAGUGGAAAUUGGGUUAAAAAAAUUGAUGUGAAGAGAGCUCUUACAUCAGAAGAUCUCAGCAUUAAUCUAAUUAGUUCUGAUUAUGUUGGUCUUGAUAUUCACCAGAAAUUUACAGUCUUUUAUUUAGGACCCAGGAAGUUUACAAAUCAAACAGCUAUGGAAAGGAGCUCAGAAGCAGGUAUUUCUCAUUCUGAAUCCUCAGAUAGAGCUACUGCAGCAGGACCCAGUAAAGGAAUGGCUACCUGGGAAAAAACUGGGAACCGAGAAUGCCAUCAUCAUUGUAAAAAUAAACAUUCUUGUGGACAUGACUGCUGUAAGAUUGGAGUUGCACAAAAGCCAGAGGUUAAAGAGUCAGCAGUGUCUUCUUAUCUGUCUGACUUAAAAAGCAGAGAUGCUGUUUCCUCUCUUCCCCUAGCAAAGCGACUCAAGAUACAAAUGAACAAGUCUCAAAAUGUGGAUCUUAGAGAGUUUGGUUUUACUCCAAGGCCUUCCCUUUCCAGUGUAUCAAGGUCAGAAUAUUUAAACAUCCCUGAAUUACCAAUAUUAGAACAGAAGAAUCAGCAUGAAAUCUAUGGAAACGUUCAACAGGGACCAUCUGAAUAUCGUGACAAAGCUUUUCCUGGAUGGAACUAUUGUACAACUUCAAGUGAAAAGCCCCCUCAAACAGUGAUGUUCAGCAGAUAUGCUAGUACACCUGGGAACCACAGAGUUGCAAAUGCAGAUAAAAGCAAGUCUUCAGAAAUUUCGGAUGUGGACUUAGAGCUGGGAAAUGAUGUCUGGGACGACUUUGAUGACGAAAGCUUAAUAGAAGUUAUGAGCUUUUCAGCUGAUGCUGAGAAGAUGGCUGUGUCAGGAUUUGGAGACACUCAUGAUUCAAGUCUUGGCAGAAGUAAGCUACCCUUCCAAAAGUCAAGCAACUUCCAAAGAAACAACUCAAACAGCUUUGUUUUAUCACCUGAGAAGCCAGAUGUCUAUUUACCAGAUUGCCCCAUGUCCAACUUUGGGCCGUCCUGUGCUGCAGAGUUCCCUCAACAAGCUGGGAAUGCAAGUCUUGUCAGUUUCCAAGAGAGCAGACAGCCAACUCUCUCACCAGUGAUUGAGAGGGUGAGCUUUACCCACGCUAAGGAAAUACCACACUCUCCCAAUUUUAAGGAAGUGGAUAUUUUUAUUGGCAACGGUGGCUCUAAAAAGGAAAUUGAUCUUAGUAAGUAUUAUCCUGUUGAUGCAGCUGAAGAAAUGAAGGCCCUUCUGGGAAUAUUUAAUGGCAUUUUCUAAGGAAAAAAUAUAGUUAAUAAGGCAAAGUAUAAAUAUGUGUAAUGACUAAAAAUGCUUUUUAUUUUUAAAGAUAAUUGAUAAUUGUUCAAAGUUUUUCUCUUAAGUUUGAUUCAUUCCUUGACUUUCUUAUAACAAAAUAUAUGGACUGAUAUAUUUUUAUUUUUAUUGUAAUUUCUGUAAGAAUGGUUUUGUCUCAGUAAACUGAUAAUUAAAUUAUCAUCAUAAAUAAUUUGUUAUUAAACCAACUUUUAAUAGAAACUUAUAUUUCAUUGUUAUAUUUUCUUAAGAAACUUAUCUGAGAAAGUAAAAUAACACUGUCAGUGAGCAUGUGUAUCUGUUAGCAUGGUUCUUAUGUGUCCUGUCAGUGAGCAUGUGUACAUAGUGCAUCUGUUAGUAUAUUCUUGUGUGCUCUGUUCUGUUGCUCACUCUUCUGGGUUUUUAAGAAUCAAGUAGCCUUUGAAUCUGUUCUUUCAUUUUGAGCAGUAAUAAAUGAAAUGCUAAUUAGUG